Messenger RNA from Acanthosepion pharaonis, 954 nucleotides. NCBI's taxonomy places the organism in Eukaryota, Metazoa, Mollusca, Cephalopoda, Sepiida, Sepiidae. The record is from the annotation of a GenBank genome assembly.
AUGCCUUUCUUCAAUAUUUGUCCUUUUUAUUUUUCUUUAUCUUCUCUUUCCUUUACUUUUUUCCUCCCUUCUCUUCUUUCUUACAUGGUUUUCAAUAUUUUCUCUCUUCUUUCUCUGUUUUCUCUUCUAUUCCCUUUUCUUCUUUCCGUUCUUCAUUUUGGUUCUUUUCUCUCCCCUUUCCUCUUUUCUUUCCUUGUCACGAGACGGCUGGCACGAAAUGAGGUCACGGUAUGUUUUGUUUCUGCGUUGGCUGGUUGUUUUUCUUUUUUUCUUUUUCUUUUCUUCUUUCUUUUUCUUUUUCUUUUUUCUUUUUACCUUUUUUCUUCUCUUUUCUUUCUUUUUUCUUUUUACGUUUUUUCUUUUGAAUUUUCUUUCCUCUUUUAUGGUUUCUUUUCUUUCCUCUUUUCUUUUUUCUUUUCUUUCUUUUUAUCUUUUCUUUUUUCUUUUCUUUCUUUUUUCUUUUCUUUUCCUUUUUCCUUUUUUCUUUUCUUUUCUUUCUUUUUAACUUUUCUUUUUUCUUUUCUUUUUUCUUUUUUCUUUUUCUUUUCUUUUCUUUCUUUUUAUCUUUUCUUUUUUCUUUUCUUUCUUUUUUCUUUUCUUUUUCCUUUUUUCUUUUUCCUUUUUUCUUUUCUCUCCUUUUUCCUUUUUCUUUUCUUUUUUCCUUUUUUCUUUUUUAUUGUCUUUCCUUUUUCUUUUUUCUUUUCAUUCUUUUUUCUUUUCUUUUUCCUUUUUUCUUUUUUCCUUUUUCUUUCCUGUUUAUUUGUCCUUUCCUUUCUUUUUUCUUUCCUUUUUCUUUUCUUUUUCCUUUCCUUUCCUUUUUUCUUUCAUUUUUUCUUUUUUCUUUUCUUUCCUUUUUCUUUGUUCUUUUCUUUCCUGUUUCUUUUUUCUAGUUCUUUCUUUUUUUCUUUUCUUCUUUUUUCUCUUUUUUCUUUUUUCUUUUCUUUUUUUUUCUGA